Messenger RNA from Drosophila novamexicana, 1529 nucleotides. RefSeq names its product gram-negative bacteria-binding protein 1 (gene GNBP1). Bases 11 to 1513 code for a protein of 500 amino acids. Gene Ontology annotation, molecular function: carbohydrate binding; hydrolase activity, hydrolyzing O-glycosyl compounds. The transcript is spliced from 4 exons. The record is from RefSeq and is a predicted model, not a curated record. Gene Ontology annotation, biological process: carbohydrate metabolic process. Lineage: Eukaryota; Metazoa; Arthropoda; Insecta; Diptera; Drosophilidae.
GCUGAAUAUAAUGCGUGCAGCUAAAAGAUUACACACAGAAAAGCUGCUGCUGCUAUUUUUGCUUUGUCGUUCGAUUGUCGUCAUUUUUUCCUAUAAGUUGCCCGCAGCCUUAGUGGAGCCAUUGGCUAACGGUUUUCGUGUGUCCAUACCAGAUGAUCGUGGCAUAAAAAGUGUGGCUUUCAAUGUGAAUCGUAAUCGCAAUUUUACGGACUUUGAGGAGGGUGAGUUUAGUGCCCAAGUACGCGAGCCAGAGGAUGGACGCUGGCAGCAUGAUUUUGAGCGAACAGCAUUGAGGGCACAUGACACGCUUUAUAUAUGGACCAAUGUGCAGCAUGGCAAUGUAAUCUAUCGCGAUAAGAGUCUGCCGCAGCCGGUUUGUCAAUUAUCGGGCAAAAAUUUGCCUGCGGAAUGCUCGAUGAGCCCUUAUCAGCAUCAGAAUCGAGAGACUACAACAGUCAAAAAUGAUGCAGUAUAUAACGGGUCAACGUCAAAGUCCUUGUCCUGCGCAGAGGAAAGCGAAACGAUGAUGUCACCUCCCCCAAGCCAGCCGCUUUGCAAGGGUCAACUAAUAUUCGAGGAAGAAUUUGAGAAUCUGAACGAGAGCCGUUGGCUUCACGAUGUUCGGGCACCACUUGACAGUACUGAUGCUGAGUUUGUGCUCUACGAUGGAAAGGCACGCGUGCAGGGUGGUCAACUGAUCAUCGAGCCUAAGCUGUGGUCUAGCUAUCGACCCGACUUGCACAUAAUCAAUGCCCAUCUAGAUUUGUCCGACCGCUGCACAGGCACACACAACAGGCAAAAGGAGUGCGUGCUCCUAACAAGUGGACCACUUAUUAUGCCUCCAGUGGUGGUGCCGCGGCUGAGUACAAAGGAAUCCUUUGGCUUUAAGUAUGGUCGCGUCGACAUACGCGCUAGACUGCCCAAGGGCGAUUGGCUCAUACCGCUAUUGCUGCUCGAACCCCUCAUGGAGUCAUAUGGCCAAACUGGCUAUGAAUCUGGUCAGCUGCGGGUGGCCAUGGCCCGCGGUAAUGAUCAGCUACGUCUACCGCACGGUAAGCUAAUCGAUGGACGCACUCUUUUCGCUGGAGCAGUGCUGUCGACGGAGGCGUCUCAGCGUGAGGAUUUCAUGGUGCAACAACGGCGAAGCGUUCAUUUCGGCGACGACUUUCAUGUGUAUAGCCUGAUAUGGAGCAGUCAAAGCUUGCGGUUUUCAAUCGAUGGUCAAGAAUACGGUGAACUGUUGACUGGCUUUGCGGAAUCCGACUUAAACCCCAGCUGGCGUCGGGGAGGACCCAUGGCGCCCUUUGAUCGCAUGUUUUACAUCACGCUGGGCCUCUCAGUUGGCGGCUUCGGAGACUUCGUUGACAAAUUGCGCACUUCGAGCUUUGAGAAGCCUUGGAUUAACAAACACCCACAGGCGAAGCUUCAAUUUUGGCGGAGCCAGGAGCAAUGGUUGCCAACCUGGAAGCAGCCAAAAUUGCUCGUCGAUUAUGUUCGUGUCUAUGCAAUUUAAGAUCAUAUAAGAACUG